GUAGGGGGGGGGCUUCUCUUCCUCUCCCCUGCCCCAACCCACCGCGCUCCAGCCCGGCGCCUGGGCUCGGGGAAGAUCCAUGGUGGCAUCCCCAUGUCAUCCUGCUCCAAGUGACUUCAUGUGAUGUCAGCUUUAAAUGUACGAGGCGGUGAGCUGACGCUCGGGAAGAUGUUUGCUAUCAAAAUGUGACUGCGGCCGCACCGCGCUGCUUGGAUGCGUCUCGUCGGAGCCGGGCUAAGAGCCGAGCGCAGGAGCGAGCGGCCGCUCAGCCCAAGUUCCCGCACGGCGCAGAGCCAUGGCGAGCUCGGGGUCGCUGGAGACGGUUAUGCCUUCCCCCUGCCCCCGGCACGACGGCCGGGCCGCCGCCGCUAACCCGUCUAAGAGCCUGGCCUUCUCCAUCGAGCGCAUCAUGGCCAAGACGUCGGAGCCCAAAGCAGCCUUCGAGCAGAGGCACGGCGGCCCGGGGCCGGAGCCGGAGGCGGGCAAGAAGCCGCUCAGCUUGUGCUCGCCGCUGCCCUGCGUGAUCCCCAUCCCUCCGCUGGGCUACGAGGUGCCCUCCAAGACUCUCCUCAACUACUCGGAGCUGUGGAAGAGCGGCCUGCGGGGCGCCGGGGGGCUCUGCAAAGCCAACUGCGGCGUCUGCUGCAAGGCAGAGCUCGCCCUGGGUCAGCCCAGCGGGCGGCUCAUCAAGCCGCAGGUCAUCCACCAGGCGGGGGCCGUGCCGGCAGCCCCCCGCUCCCUCUAUUACUUCAACUACCUGGAUGCCGCCUACCACCCGGCCGACCUGCUGCACGGACAGCUCUUCCCCGCCGGCCUGCUGGGCCCCCCGCCGCCGGGGGUCUCGGCUCACCAGAAGCUUUUCCUGCUGGAGAACGCCAAGCUGGCGGGACUGGCGGCCGAGAACUUCCCGGGGCCGCUCUCGUUCCGGCGCUGUUCGGCCGCUCCUCGGUGCCGCUCCCCGCAUGCAGAUGAAGUGAUCUCACGCUCGCUUUCCGAGUAA
Messenger RNA from Meleagris gallopavo (turkey), 1000 nucleotides. The record is from RefSeq and is a predicted model, not a curated record. Lineage: Eukaryota; Metazoa; Chordata; Aves; Galliformes; Phasianidae.